Messenger RNA from Stomoxys calcitrans (stable fly), 5795 nucleotides. RefSeq lists its product as uncharacterized. The coding region runs from base 1 to 5202 and encodes 1733 amino acids. Gene Ontology annotation, biological process: proteolysis; DNA integration. The transcript has 2 exons. Gene Ontology annotation, molecular function: nucleic acid binding; aspartic-type endopeptidase activity. Lineage: Eukaryota; Metazoa; Arthropoda; Insecta; Diptera; Muscidae. The record is from RefSeq and is a predicted model, not a curated record.
AUGGCCGCGCGUCGAAAGUUUUUAUUUGAUCUAGAUCAACUUAUAACGUUUUGCUCAAAAUUCGAAUCCCAAAAACCAGAAACAUUCACCGUACAAUUAUUGGAAAUAAAAGAUCUCGAGUUGGAGCGGAGGUGGUCUCAAUUAGUAUCUAGUUAUGAAACACUGGUCUUAGAAGAUGAAAAAGAAGUACACGAUUAUAACGACCAGUACGGUGUUAAAUUUGAAGAAGCUAGUUGUAUGUACCAAAAAUGCAAAGAAGGCACGAUGAUUCUAAUUUGCGCCAAGAGCCAAAAAGCACUUAGUGUAGAACUACCACCACAACAACAUGUCCCUUCACUAAAAUUACCCCCAUGCGACACUCCACUUUUUGAGGGGGGAUACUCUCAAUGGCCAGCAUUUAGGGAUAUUUUUUCUGCGGUAUUUGGCAAACACCCUAGUUUGUCCCCGGCUCAAAAGCUGUACCACCUGCGUGGUAAAACACGAGGUGAGGCUUACGACAUCGUCAAGAAAUUUGAGCUCACAGACGCGAAUUUCAAUUUAGCUUGGGAGGCAUUGAUUAAUAGGUACGAAAACAGACGGAUUUUAGUAAAUCAGCAGAUGAAAAAGCUAUUUUCUAUUCAAUUCGCCCAAAACGAAAAUCCUAAGUCCAUCAGACAAAUUCUGAGUUCCAUUACUGAUAGUUUGGCGAUAUUUAGGUCAUAUGGAAUUGCAGUAGAAAAUUGGGAUCCAAUACUGAUUCACAUAGCCUCGUCCAAAAUCCCUGAUAAUACUCUACGAGCAUGGGAGGACUCCUUAGAUGAUCAUAAGGAAUUGCCUUCGUGGUCUCAAAUGGAGAAAUUUUUGUCUAAAAGAAUAGAGAAGCUGGAGACAAUCAUUGACUUUCGUAAGCCGAACUCCAGGGAAACGUAUAAUUCAAAGGCAAACUCCUUUCAAGUUUCCGAGACGGAGAACCAAACCAAGCCCUUUUGCAAAACAUGCAAUCAAUAUCAUUCGCUGAUGGUAUGCCAAAACUUUAAGUCUUUAGCGCCACAGGAUCGCAUUCAAUACGCCAUGGAAAACAAAUUGUGUUUGAACUGCCUUUCACAAAAACAUUUUAAACCAAAUUGCACCAGCAGGAGAUCGUGUUCUAUCUGCAACAAAAAGCACCACACAAUGCUUCACCUCGAGUCUAAAAGUACAAAUUCGUUAGAUACUUCUCAGAAUUACGAAACGAUAGAUACGACUUCACAAGAUGUUCCUACCACAUCAAGACAGUCCAAUGAAAACUCAUUUUUGAACACCACCAUAGCCAAUUAUGAAAUAAACACGCUGUUCUCGCAGAAUGAAGGUACUACUAUUCUUCCGACUGCUCGAAUUCAUUUAGAACACGGUGGAGAACUAUUCACAGUCCGGGCACUGUUAGAUACCGGAUCGGAGAAAAGCUUCAUAGCCAAGCGCAUUCAGCAGAAACUGAUGAUUCCUUUGGAAAAGCACAACUCCCAAAUUUCCGGACUGGGAGGCACUAUAGUAAGCAGCUGCAAGGGAAAAUGUUGGCUAACGUUAAAAUCUACUUAUUCCGACUUUAGAAUUCAAGUUAAAGCACUAGUAGUGUCAAGUCUAGCUCACUUUUUGCCUUCGCGACCCAUUAGAUCUACACUUAUCCAGCAAGUACAACAUUUGAGUCUCGCAGAUCCUUUUUUCUAUAAACAAGCACCAAUAGAAAUGAUAAUUGGAAGCGAUUAUCUUCCCUUCAUUAACAAAACCGGAAUGACUGUACAAAUUGGGAAUGGCAUCGAAGCUCGAGAGUCUCAGUUUGGGUGGUACUUAUCAGGACCCACAGAAUCCGAGUACAUUAAGACAUUCUCAACCCUUGCGCCUGCUUCAGACAAUGCAGCUCUACAAGAACAGCUGAAAAGAUUCUGGGAGUUGGAGGAGGUUGGAAAGCCAAAGCCUACAUCAGAUGCUGACAUCUGGUGUGAAAACUUCUACAAAUCCACAACGUAUCGAGAUCAAGAAGGUCGAUACGUAGUUCGACUACCUUUCAUACAGGAAUUUCCUGACGAAAAAUUCCUUGGGUCUUCGAGACAUAUGGCAUUCGCCCAGUACUGCAGAAUGGAGAAACAUUUAAGCAAAAAUCAAGAACUAAAAUAUGAAUACGACAAAGUUCUCAGAGAAUAUAUUGCGUUAGAACACAUGGUCCCUGCAAAGCCGAAAGAAGAAAAAUCACCAAAGGUCCACAACUACUUCUUGCCCCACCAUGCCGUCAUCCGGCCAGAAAGUAAAUCUACCAAAGUACGCGUGGUGUUCAACGCCUCUAAAAAGACUACCUCUGGACUAUCAUUAAAUGACGUUUUGCAUGCUGGGCCAAUCUUACAACAAGACUUAAUGAAAGUUCUUCUCAACUGGCGAUAUUAUCGGUACGUAUUUAACGGUGACAUCCAAAAGAUGUACCGUCAGAUAUGGAUCCAUGAAGACGAUCAGCAAUACCAACAAAUUCUAUUUCGUACUUUCGAAGACAAAGCAGUGGAGGUCUUUCGCUUAAAAACAGUUACAUUUGGCGUGAAUGCGGCACCCUUUCUCGCCAUUCGUACUCUUUUGGAGCUAAGCAAAGAUUGUAAGAAUCUAUACCCCAAAGCCUCAAACAUAUUACAAAAUGAGAUCUAUGUAGACGAUGUCUUGUCAGGCGCUCAUUCCCUCGAGGAAGCCAAAGUUAAACAAGAACAACUCGUUAGAUCCCUUUCUUCUGCGGGAUUUUCAUUAAAAAAACUCACAGCAAACAAUAAGAUUCUGUUAGAAAGCUGGCCCCGCGAAGAUCUUCUUAGCGAAGAAUUCCUGAAUAUCGAAGAUCAAAGUUCUAUUAAAACUUUAGGCGUUCGGUGGAACGCGAUGGCCGAUUUCUUCUAUUAUACAGUUGAACCUAUCGAAAUUGAUCAGUUCACUUCGAAAAGGAAAAUACUAUCCACCAUAGCGAAGCUAUUCGAUCCACUUGGUUGGUUGGGCCCAACUAUAGUCAUCGCAAAAAUGCUAAUGCAAGACCUAUGGGAAGAAAGGCUAGAAUGGGACGAAAGUGUACCAGCGCCCAUCCUUCAACGCUGGUCAUCCUUUGUUGAAAAUUUACAACAUGUAUCAGACAUACAAAUUAAAAGAUGGAUUCAAUUCUCGCCUCAAGCGUCAAUUCAAAUUCAUGGGUUUAGUGACGCCUCAGAGAAGGCGUAUUGUGCAGCGGUAUACAUCCGAGUUGUUCAUCCAGAUGGCGACAUUUAUUCAAACCUAUUAGUCUCCAAAACAAAAGUGGCGCCCUUAAAAAGAACCACGAUCCCUAAAUUAGAACUAUGUGGAGCAGACUUGCUAACGAAAUUAAUCAAAAGUAUAUCAAAUGACGUACAGAUAGAACACAAAUUAUUUCUUUGGACGGACUCAUCCAUUGUCCUUGGAUGGCUACAAAAGUCCCCACAGACAUUAAAGACCUUCGUGGCCAAUAGGAUUAGUGACAUAUUAAGCGUGGUAGAUAUAAGUCAGUGGAAUUACGUAAAAACUGACGAAAAUCCAGCUGAUCUUGGUUCACGAGGGUGCGCUCCUCUAGAUUUGUCGACAUGCCAACUUUGGUGGCAUGGGCCUUCGUGGCUGUCUCAACCGCACCAGCACUGGCCAAAACCACGAACAUUUGAGCCUACAGAUCUCGAAGCGAAACCAGUCUGCAGUUAUCACACCUCAGAAAACGCAGAAGAAAUUAUUUCCAGGUUCUCAUCAUUCAAUCGAUGUCUUAGAGUUAUAUGCUAUAUCUUCAGAUUUUACCAGUCAUCGAAAAGGAAAGAAACAUUUUCAAGUACACUCUUACGGCACGACGAGAUUGAUUUCGUGAAACGUCGUCUAAUCCACUUAUCACAAAAAGUCGCGUUUCCAAGAGAACUUGAAGCUCUGUGCGAGAAAAAGCCAAUUAGCAAGAAAAGCAAAAUUCUCGCGAUUAAUCCAGUUAUCGACGAUACCGGUCUAUUGAGAGUAGGUGGCAGGCUAACGAAUUGUGGUCUUAGCUAUGAAGAAAUUCAUCCAAUCAUUCUACCUGAAAAAUCGAAAUUGGCUGAACUUAUGAUAAAAUUCACCCAUCGUAUCCUUUUGCACGCUGAGCAUCACACCAUGCUCCGAGCAAUUCGCCAAGGCUUUUAUAUCCCUCGAGUUAAAAAUAUUAUCCGCCAAUGUAUUCGUAAUUGUAAACCAUGUACUAUCGUCAAGCAUCGUUUCCAAAAUCAGAUAAUGGCAUCGCUUCCACCUGAGCGCGUCCAAUUCUCCUUGCCUUUUACGUUUACCGGUGUCGAUUUUGCGGGACCUUUCAAUAUUCGAGCAUCGAAAGUCCGAAAUUCAAAAACGUUGAAAGGAUAUGCAGCCGUAUUUGUGUGCUUCUCCACUAAGGCCGUCCACUUGGAGACUUGCUCGGAAUUAUCCUCCGAGGCAUUUAUCGCGACGUUUUCCCGCUUUACCGGAAGGCGAGGUCUUCCAAAGACAAUUUUUUCCGACAAUGGAAGGAACUUUGUCGGUGCAAGCUAUAAGCUUCUAAAAGAACACCAUGAAUUCUUAAAAUCUGCCGAACAAUCUCUGGUUGAAAAGUAUGCUACUCAUGGUUUUAACUGGUCCUUCAUUCCACCCUACGCACCGCACAUGGGCGGAUUAUGGGAAGCGGCCGUUAAAAGCAUGAAAACCCAUUUAAAAAAAGUUGCCGCUUCUCAUACACUAACAUUCGAGGAACUUACAACACUUUUGAUAAUGGUCGAAUCAAUAUUAAACUCCCGUCCCUUAUCGCCUAUAUCCGGAAAUCCUAAUGAGCUAAACCCAUUAACUCCGGGCCACUUUCUUCGCGGUGCACCAAUUAUCGUCGAGCCCUCUCAAAACAUUGCACAAGACAACAUUUCACUGUUAAAUCGUUGGGAACGGCUAAAGGCACUGCAACAAAUUUUCGCGCGACGAUGGAAGACGGAGUAUAUUACUGAAUUACAACGUCGCAUUAAAUGGAAAACCACAAAAAAUAAUAUUAAAAUCAAUGAUUUUGUUGUGAUUAAAGACGAGUUACUACCCCCUACCGACUGGAGGCUUGGAAGAGUCACAAAAGUUCACUAUGGCUCCGACAACAACGUCAGAGUAGCCGAAAUAUUGACACAAAGUGGAACCAUCACUCGACCAAUCGUUAAGCUAUGUGUUUUACCGACUCAAAACACUACGCCAACUGAAUGAUCACUUAUAAUAUACCAUUUAUUCACUUGUAUAUGCUCCUUUCUAUUCUUUACUUUCAGAUCGUCAAUGCCAGUCGCUACCAUUACCUAGUGCAGUGAAUACCCACGACACUGUUGAUUUGAAGGAGAGGCCUCACUUUGAGGCGGGAAUAUGUUGAAGCGAGUUCAACAAGUUUGUAGUAUAAACCUUCCUUGACUUACCACAGAAUGCCCGCUCACGAAGAGCACUAAUGGAUACGUUUCAAAAAUUACAUUUAAGCUAUCUCAUUCUCAAACAUUCACUCAUUUCUCAAUUACUCAAUACUAUUGCACUCCUCUAGUUAUUACAUUAUCGUUCUAAUUGGUUUUUUUUUACAACAUCUCCCUGAGCAUUAAUUUGUUUCACAUAAGAACCGUUGUAAGAAACUUGGAGUCUACCCUGAAUUCAAAGGAAAGUGUGCAACCAGUCAAGUGUAUCGCUUUGAAAAGCUUCAGCUACAAGGUCAACUCCGUAGUAUUACGACAACUCCCGUGCCUCAUAGUGGAGUUAAGCGAUCCUCUGAUCUCAUUAGCAGAAUCCUGAUUCUGCUUCCAAAGCCCUUUGGGUCAACUUAC